CUUAAGGUGACAGCAUUAGACAUCAGCCAAAAUCAAAACAAUGGCGGGUGUGAACUCUGUUUUGAUUUUUAUAGUGGUUAUUUUCAUAGGAGACACUUGUAGUGCUAUCGAAGAUGUAGAUGCUAAUGGAUAUAUUAUGUAUUGUCCGUGUAUGGGUCGGUUUGGAAACCAGGCUGAUCAUUUUCUAGGAGCUUUAGGCUUUGCUCAUGGUCUUAACCGAACGCUUGUUUUACCGCCAUGGGUUGAGUACAAGCCAGGGCUGACAAAGUCAAUCCAGGUGCCUUUUAACACGUACUUCAAGGUAGAUCCACUGAAGGAGUUUCAUAGGGUUAUUUUGAUGGAAGAAUUUAUGGAAACUAUUGGACCUAUGUUAUGGCCUCCUGAUAAGAGAAUAGCUUUUUGUUACAUGCCUCGAUAUAACUCAGAAGGAUGUAAUGCCAAGGAGGGUAAUCCAUUUGGUCCUUUUUGGGAUACUUUCAACAUAGAUUUUGUAGGAUCUGAGAUUUACAGACCGCUUACAUAUGAUGUACAUCAUCAAGAUAUGGCCAGGAAAUGGAUUGAUAGAUAUCCUGCUGAUGUUUGGCCAGUGUUGGCCUUUACUGGUGCUCCUGCUAGCUUUCCUGUACAGUUGAGUAAUCGUCACUUGCACAAGUAUUUGUUGUGGAAUGAGGAUAUAACAAAUAAAGCAUUGGAGUUCAUUAAAACAUUGCCAAGAGGUCCUUUUGUUGGGAUACACUUAAGAAAUGGAAUAGAUUGGGAAAGAGCUUGUGAGCAUGUAGAACAUAGUCCAAACUUUUUUGCUGCUCCCCAGUGCUUAGGUUACCGUAAUGAACAUGGUGUGGCUACACAGGAACUUUGCCUACCGUCUGAGAGCACCAUUGUGAAAAAACUGAAACGUGUUAUAAAGUCUGUUGGAGCCAAGAGUGUGUUUGUUGCUUCUGACAAUGAUUUUAUGAUAGAACCAUUAUCUAAAGCCUUAAAUAAGAUGAAGGUCAGUGUGCAUCGUCGUGAACCCUCUGAUCCACAUGUUGACUUGGCAAUACUUGGUCGCUCCAAUCAUUAUAUUUGUAACUGUAUUUCUUCUUUCUCUGCAUUUGCUAAAAGAGAAAGAGAUGCAUUAGGGUUUCCUUCAUCAUUUUGGGGAUUUCCUUUAGAAAAAGAAAAGAAGAAAUUAGAAAAAGAUGAACUUUGAAAUCAUUUGUCUAAGAUUUUAUCUGGUGCUCAUGUAUUCUGCUGUAUCACAAAUCUCUCAAGUUUAUAUGCCAGUAGUGUAAGUGCAUUGUUUAUAAGAUAUUAUUUUUGCAUUUUGAGUUAUGAAAUUAAAUUCAGGUGAAUUGUUCUUCCAAUGUAGUCACAAACUUUAACAGGAUGUUUGUUAGUUGUAAGGAAUGUCUUGAGGAUAUGAAUUUUAGUAAAAAUUAAGGUUUGUUUAGCUAGACUAUCUUAUCUUUUAAUGCUUUAUAUGAUGAAACCAAAAUUUUCUUGAAGAAUGUCUGUUAUGGUUUCAAGUUUAAUUAAGUCAUAAAACAUUUGUGUAGUUUGGUAGUGCAAGAUUUUUUCUAACUGUAUAGUAGGUCUUCAGGGUAAUGAAGUAAGUACUUUUAAUACCAUUAUAACGGCUGUGAAAUGUAUAAUUUAUGCAUUAAGAAGUUUUCUUUGCAAACUUGAUAUGAAUCAUUCUAGUAUUCAUUAAAGGGGUGGAGGGUACAAAAUAUACUUAUGCAAUUAAAGGUGCAUUUACAAUCUUACUUUUUAAUGAUGCAUUACCGAGAAGUUUCACAAAGCACUUUUUUGUAAUUUAUAUUAAGUGAUAUUGUGUAUGGUGGUUAUUUAUGAUAUUAAAGUUGCUCCUAAGUUUAGAUAGGGAACAUAAUUUCUGCUUAUGUGUAAAUUCAAACAUAAGGAAAUGUGUGAAGAAAACAAAUAGAGUUAGAACUAACCUAUAACUGAAAACAUCCUUCAACUUCAAAUAACAAAUAGAAAUAAAAAUAAAAAGUCUGACAACUGGGAAAAUUGAUGAUAUCAAUCUGUGGAUAGUGAAGGUGGUUGUAUUUUAGAAAUGCUAAUGAAAUUUUUUCAAGUGUACUAAAGUGCAAUAUGAAGUGCUUUUCACCAUAUCAGAAAGCAUAACUUAUCCCCAGUCUCUCCCCUACUUACUACUGGCUGUGCAUAUGACUGAAAAAAUUACAUUUUGAAAAGUAAAGAAAAGUAUGUAGCAUAAACUUGACAAUAUCUGUGCAAAUCUGGGGAACAAUUGUCUUUGGGUGCUCUUUCUUUCUCUUGAUUGUCAAAAAGGUCCCUUCGCCUCUCUCUCUCAAAAAUGUUUUCUAACAAGAAUGAAACAAACCAUGGUUAAAUUCAGUAAAUAUUAAAAUAAAAAUCUUUAUGUAUUGUUUCUACUGGUGUGUAUUUUUACAAAUUUGCGACUUGGGGGGCCUUGCACAAGGGAUAAGAAUUCGUCCGGCUGCUCAAAAGACCCCUUUCGAGCUCUAUUUGUAAAUAGAAGUCACGCGACUGAGGGCCAAGAUGAAAAUUUAAGGGUAAAGUGUAAGGAAAGCUCUAAAGAUCAGAUUUACAGAGGAUAUAUUUACACUCUAGUUAACUUAUGUAUGCAAGACACCAGCAAGGGCACUAAUGACCCUCAAGGUAUGACUUAGUACUGGAAACAGUUGCUUGUAGCACUGGAACACGUGUUAGAAGGGGCUGACAUGUUUGGGGAUUGCAGUGCGAAUAUAAGCCAAAGCUUCUUACAAGGAAUGAGAGGUCCACAUCACACUGCAAUGAUGGGUGUGGUAGGAUGUCUGUAACACAGGAUGUUCUAAAAACGUGCCCAACACGCAAAGGGUUGGACGUGCAGUGAUGCUGCCAAUAUUUAAGAUGCUUAAUAUAAAUCUUACAUUCUCAGAAUUUCCCCAGCGGGUAAGGAAACAAAUGAAUUACUACUUAGAACAUUAUUGCAUUGAAUGGGAGGGUGUGAAACAAAGACCCCAAUUUUUGUUAUUUCCCUUAGUAAAUUUCAUAGCAUUUGCUAUUGCCGGAAAGUCGAGCAAUGAGCACUAUUACACCACAUUCAAGGGUACCAAAGCUCUUAGAUCAGAGUAGCUUAUAGAACAAGGGAGCACAGCUGUGGGGGGAAUUGACGAGUAACGAUGAACAAUUGCACAAGCACAGAGACAAGGAAAUAAAGAAAUACAGAAAAAAAUGCAAGGUGACUGCUGCUAACCCACACUACCGUAAGUUGAUCGCUGAAUUCCACUUCUCUAGUGUGCCAAUGGAGGCGGGAACUUCGUCCAAAUUUGGGCAGCAAUGGUCCAGGGGCAGCGCAUGGAGAGUAAGGGCACAUGUCAGGGCUGUGUGCUGGUGACUGAGUCAGGGAACGAGCCAGUGAGAGAUUUCCUUCCGUUGCCUGCUUUUAUUGCCUCGGUUCUUCUCUCUGGCAGAUUUCGGGUAAAUUUCGGAUUUGGGGGCAGUCCUUGGCAAUUUUCUGUAAAAAGGGAAAAGCGGCAGAAAAGAAAACGUAGGAGAAUGUGAAUCAGAAACUAACAGAGAGAGAGAGAAGGCAUGUCUUGUGGCUACUCCUUUAUCAUAAAUUUAGUCUACUGAAUGGUGAAGUGGAGAAAAUUAUAAUAGUAUGUAUAUUAAAAAUAUUGGUGAUCAAUAGAGGAAAAGGAGAAAAAGUCCAGGCAUCAAUGAAGUCGGUAAUAAAUACAAAAAACAAAGAUGAUAAUGAGGUACAUUACUGUUAUACCUUUUAACAUGUUAACUCUAGCUUUUUGUAAUUUAUGUGACUAAUGGUAUUAAGUUAUUUUAAAUUAGACACAAAUGAGUACUAUGAUAAGCAUUUGUUUUCUGCAAUGAAUUUCCCACUUUUUCGUCUGUUUUUUUAAUUUUAGCAACUUUACCUCUAUUCAUGUCUUGAUUCUGCAACCAAACGCACUGCCUUAUAUUCCUAUAUUUUAUUGAGGAUACAUAAGUAAAAUUUUAUGAGGGGCAUUUAAUUUUCAAGUAUGAUUCAGUUUAUUGUUUAAUUAAUCUCAUGCUGUAUAUAAUGUUGGCUGUUUAAGUAAGAUACCUGUAAACCAUUUCUAUAUAAUUUUAAAACUAUUUAAUAAGAAGUUUCUAUGAAAAAUCUAUUCAGAGAACUGUAAAACAUUUCUGUAUAAUUUUAACUUUUUAAUAAGAAAUUUUUAUGAAAAAACUAUUCAGAGAUGCAUAGUUCAACAAGGAAAGGUUUUGCAAUUUUUUUUUAGCAAUGCAUAUGAUGUUCUUCAAAUUGUCACAUUCUGCUUUGGUCAUGGGGCGUAAAUAUCCAAAAAGGGUUCCUCAAACCACCACAUGUUAUUAAACAGCCUGGCUAAAGUAAUAUUUUUCAAGAACUACUGUGUCUGUCUUUUCAGUAUUGUAUUUAGUCAUUAAGAAGUCCUUUCAUAAUUUUGCACGAGUGUAGAUAAAUACUUUUCUGUAUUGUACCAAAUGUAUAUUUCGUAAAAGUUAAAGCAUUUUAUAAUUUUUAUGAUGAUUUGUCACUUUUACAAUGAAUGAUAUAAAGUUUUGGAUGAGAAACUAGAAAUAUUUUCCACUAUUUGGC
Molecule: messenger RNA, 4588 nt
Organism: Macrobrachium nipponense
Lineage: Eukaryota; Metazoa; Arthropoda; Malacostraca; Decapoda; Palaemonidae
Product: GDP-fucose protein O-fucosyltransferase 1-like
Exons: 7
Coding region: 41-1192 (383 amino acids)
Biological process (GO): protein O-linked glycosylation via fucose; Notch signaling pathway
Molecular function (GO): peptide-O-fucosyltransferase activity
Source: RefSeq, a predicted model, not a curated record